GCAGGCUCGGCGGCCAGUAACACCGCUCGGAGGGGACGGGGCUGGCCGCGGUCGCUCCGCCAUGUUGUGUUCGUCGAGCCGUCUGACAGGGCUGCCCGGGGCUCCCGGGGAGCGCGGGAUGGAGCCGCAGGUGAACCUCCGUGUCACCUGCCGGGGGGACACGCAGAGCUUCCUGGUGUCGGACUCGGCGCACACGACGUGGGCGGAUGUGGAGGCCAUGGUUAAGGUUUCAUUUGACCUGGACAACAUUCAGAUCAAAUACAUUGAUGAGGAUAAUGAUGAGGUCUCUGUGAAUAGCAAAGAGGAAUAUGAAGAAGCUCUGAAGAUUGCAGUUAAACAAGGAAAUCGUCUCCAGAUGAAUGUGUAUGAAGAAAACUCUUCUCUGAAAGGAGCUUCUUGUUCUUCGCAACUACGUGAAAAAACUGUGGCAGAAAAGUUGACGCUUAAAGACGAGAAGAAACCCCUUUUGCACUAUUCCACACUGGCCCGGGGGUUAGAGGAAGACUUAAAAAAGGAGGAGAUGACAAUUCAGCAAAAGUUAAAUCCCACUAGAACAGGAAGAACAAGUGAAAGUCCUCCAGAGUGGUUUACUAGCUACUUGGAAACAUUCAGGGAACAAGUCGUUAAAGAAACUGUUGAGAAACUGGAGCAGAAGCUGUAUGAGAAGCUUGUUCAGCCCAAUCAGCCUCCGGAUUUUUCUGAGAGCUCAAUUACAGCAGGACCUCCCACUUCAGAGAGCCAGUCGGGGACCAGCAACCAGUGCGACUGGCUGAUCUCCUGCUGCAACUGCCAGGCCCAAAUUGUUGGAGUUCGCUACCAGUGCAGCCUUUGUCCAGCCUACAAUAUCUGUGAACAGUGUGAAGCAGGAACAUAUGCACAUGAUCCUAAUCAUGUUUUAUUGAAGCUGCGAAGACCUGUACCAUGUGUUGCUGAAAAUUACAGCCUUGCAGAGUUUUCACCUCGCCUCCCUGCUACUCUGGAGCAAGUUAGGCUCCAGAAACAGAUGGACAAAAGGUUUCUGAAGGCAGAAAAGCAAAGAUUACGAGCGGAGAAGAAACAGCGGAAGGCAGAGGUCCGAGAGCUCAAAAAGCAGCUCAAAUUGCACAGGAAGAUUCAUCUCUGGAACUCUGUCCAUGUAUUGGAAACUAGUGGCUCACCUGCCCUGAAAUCUGAGAGUCUCCAACCAAAUACCUUCCUGACUCCUCCUCAACCCUUCCAAGCAAUUGUCCCAACACUCAGCGCGGUGUUUGUGGAUGAGAAUUUGCCGGAUGGGACUCGCUUGCAACCAGGGACCAAGUUUAUCAAACACUGGCGAAUGAAAAAUACUGGCAAUGUGGAAUGGAGCUCAGACACAAAGCUGAAACUCAUGUGGGGCAAUCUGACCUUGGCGUCUUCUGAAAAGAAAGAUGUGUUAGUGCCGUCCCUUCCAGCAGGACAAGUAGGAACUGUUUCAGUGGAGUUUGUAGCUCCUAAUAUAGAAGGAACUUACACAUCCCACUGGAGACUGUCGCACCGAGGGGAGCAGUUUGGGCCCAGGAUCUGGUGCAGUAUUGUUGUGGAUCCCUCCCCAGCUCCUGACUCUUUUGAAAGCAAUUGGAAGGAUUCUGACUCCUGUCAGAAGGAUAAAGCUUCCAGCACCAAAGAGGAUGCUUCCGUAAAGACAGAAGCAGGUGCUCAGUUGAUGGGUGAAAUAAUGGAACAGGCUGAAAUACCUCUGCCAACUAUUCCUUUAAAGAUCAAAAAUCUGCCAAGCGAGAGAGAAUUUUAUAUCCCGUCUGUCGAUCUCCUCACAGCACAGGAUUUGCUGUCCUUUGAGCUGCUGGACAUCAAUAUUGUGCAGGAAUUGGAGCGGGUGCCACACAAUACUCCUGUUGACAUGACUCCAUGCAUGUCCCCUCUGCCACACGAUGGCCCCUGGCUGGAGAAGCCUGGCUUAGGUCAGAUACAGGAGGAGAGUGAGGGGAGUGGAUUUAAACCCGUCUCUGGAGUGACGGAAACCUGCUUUCCUGCAGAUCCUUCCGCGGUCAAAGGGAAAGCUGAACAUCUGUUAACCCAGGAGGAAGGCGAAGAAGACAUGAGUGGGACUCAGUUUGUCUGUGAAACCGUCAUUCGCUCUCUAACCCUGGAUGCUGCACCCGACCAUAAGCCCCCCCAAAAAAAGAAAAUCCUCCAGAACUCUCUGCAAACACUGCAGGACACCUUCAGUUGCAACAUGCUGAAUGAAGCAUCUCCUCGGAUCAAAACUGAUUCCGCUUCUAAAAAGGAAGCAGAGGUUCAUCAGUCAGAGGCAAUGCCGGAAGAUGACUGUGGGAACCUUCCCCUGUCUGGUGGGAGAGCAAACCCCUCUGGCGAUACUGGCAAUUCUGACGAAGAGGAAGAUGACGAUAAAGAUGAUGUUCAAAGUCAAGGCUCUUCUGCUUCCUCAGAGGAUUAUAUCAUUAUUCUCCCCGAGUGCUUCGACACCAGUCGCCCUUUGGGGGAGUCUUUGUAUAGUUCGGCCCUUUCUCAGCCCAGUUUGGAAAAGACAGGAGAACCUGAAACAGGAGCAGAGGAUCCAGAAGGAGGGAGCCAGCCGCAGGUCUGCAGUGUCAGUGAGAUUCUGACGACUUCCCAAACGCUGGCUGUGGUGCCCCUGACCCCGGAGGUUGUGGACACCUCACCCCAGACACAAAGGAAUCUUGCAUCUCUUCAGAAUGAUCUCUUCCAAGAACCAGACAUGCCGCUGUCGGAGAACAUCUCUUCCAUUCCUCAGAAUCAAAUAAGAGAAGAACCCAGUGGUGAAGACGGUCAUGGGCCAGGAGCUUCUGGAUUCACGGCUAGUAAACAGAACGGCCCAGAAUACCCGAGGUACCCCCAAGGAAGCAGCAUCGCAGGAGAAAUAGUUAAAGGAGCUUUGUCUGUUGCUGCUUCUGCCUACAAAGCAUUAUUUGCUGGACCACCCAUUCUAGAACAGCAGCCCGCGGCUCCCGAGGAGCACACUGCGGCCCUGCUGUCCAGCCUGUGCGAGAUGGGCUUCUGCGACAGGCACCUGAACCUGCGGCUGCUCAAGAAACACAACAAUAACAUGGUGCAAGUGGUAACCGAGUUGCUUCAGAUCAGUAACGGCGACCAGUACAGCCGAUACUGAACCUUCCUGGCGGAGGAGGAAUCCUCUGCGCGGAGUAAACUCUCAUUAAACACUACAACAGUAGCAGGCUGCUCCUCGGCUGCUUUCUGUUCGGAGGUGUGACUAAAACUUUGGCUUUUCUUUGAGCUUUUGACUUGUUUUCUUCUCAUGGAAAUGUCACACAGUGCUCGUCACAGCAUCUGAUGAACUGGAGACCAGAAUUGCAGCUGUUAUUUGGACCUCAUAGUUAAACGAGUAGCCUUGAGGUCUCUGACUUCAUACUGAGUCCUUUUAUCAGGGAACCCUGUAGAGAUGCUUCAAACUUCCACCAGGAUGGGAACUUUUCCUUCUAUUGUGUGUUCGUUUUCUUUCUCUUUUUUAGGCAGCUGGAAACCUGUUUUGUUGACUUCUAACAAGCUUUGGAAUAGGAACCAAUGUAAAAUGCUGCUGUAAAACGUAGUCUUGCCUAAUUUACAAGAAAUGCCCACAACUCACAACUGUUCUUCCGACAGGACUUAGUAGUUGGUUUGUCCAGUGCAUGGUGGUCGCAUAACAAAUUGAAACCUUACAAAUGAUUCUUAGAAGAACAAAGUUGCUCAGACACAAAAGCCAUUGUGAACCACCAAACAGUUUUGGAAAAGUCUGGAGUGAAACUGCUGUUCAGCUGAUGAAUAGCAGGAAAGUUGUGGUUUCUUGAAGCAGAAUGAAGCCAGGAAGUGAGUUUACCAGCAGCAGUUGAACCAUUUCUAGUAAUAUCAGUGCAAAACAUCUUUAACAGGAAGAUAUAGCCUACAUAAAAUAUGUUGUUAAUGGAGCGUAAGGGUAGGAGAAGCCUUUCUAAGACUCUUUACAGACUCUUUGUGAAAAUGUUACGUUUGACUGUUGUUUUUUCAGUGUAGUGCAAACCCCUUGUUCUGGUGAUAGCACAGAGAAUUGAAGCGUGUGUACAAACACACCUGAACUGGAGUAAAAUUCUGGUACCGUUCAUGAACAGGAAGAGUGGUUGAGGUAGAGCUUGUGUGAGUUCACAGGUGGAGAAAUGCAUUGACUUAAGCAGCUUUAAGCGUAGAAUCUCCUGUGAUGCUUCUGGCUGCUGUUUCCAUCGACACAUCCGCAGGAUUCAUUUGUCUCACAAAAUUCCAUAUUGAAUUUGGGAAUCUAAGAAUUCCCUUCUAAAACGCGCCAAGAGAGAUCUGAUUCUGAAGAGUCACACGGAAUGCUGCUGUGCAGUGGUGAAUCCAUUGGUCCCUCAGGUGACAGCAGCCUUGGCCACUUUCUUACCUUCGAGCAAACUUUCUUCCUUGCUGCAGCAAAAGACCAUUGAUCUAAAGUAUUUUAUUACUGCUGCUUCAAACCAGGUGUUCCUGUUCCGUCGCCGCGUAGCUGAGCAGCAGCAGGAUUGUGACUGAGCAGGUGACCAGGAGUAGUAAUUUUUUAAAGAACUACAUAAAUACCCUUAGAGAUAAGAUACCAUUAAAAUAAGAGGAAAAAAAAAAUGUAUCAUAGCAGUUUUGUUCUAAACCUAUUUUUAUAGAUUGUGGAAGAUAUACUCUUAAAUGUUUAUUUUGAAAUACAGUAGAGCUAUUUUGCGGUGUUUCCCAUCUCUGUGCACCAGUACAGCUGUGCUGUGGACCAGCUCAAGAUCUUUCUGUAACUUGGAUCUGCUUGGUUUCUUUUUUCUCACUGUUUGGAGAACCUUUGGGCUCCUGCCUGCUGUAGAAGGAGGAAAGCACGUGGGUGACGUGCUGGUAUCUGCUUUGCCCUGGAACGCCCAGCAGGACACACGUUCUUUCUGUUUCUACUUAGUAUGUUGAUGUGUUCUAUCAAUUAACAAAACACUAAACCAUUGGGGGUUGAACACUUCAUCGCAGAUUGAGAUGUGAAGUGUGCGAUGCAUUUUCUUUUUUCUAUAGGUUACUUUUUACUAGGGUUUAGAUAACGUAUGCUCAGGCUUCCGGUCUGUUUCCGUUGGCUUUGUAUAUUUUGUUAAUGGCCGCAUGGUAUAAUUUAUAAUAUAUUAGAGCACAGCUGUGACUCUGUAUCUGAUUUAGGGCGAGCACUUUAACGGCACCUGGUAUAAGGAGGCACCUUUUGCUCCCUCGUCACAAUAAAGCUCUUGAUCCCCUG
This is a messenger RNA of Columba livia (rock pigeon), 5233 nucleotides long. RefSeq names its product NBR1 autophagy cargo receptor (gene NBR1). The transcript has 21 exons. Gene Ontology annotation, molecular function: zinc ion binding; ubiquitin binding. The coding region runs from base 62 to 3127 and encodes 1021 amino acids. Gene Ontology annotation, cellular component: phagophore assembly site. Lineage: Eukaryota; Metazoa; Chordata; Aves; Columbiformes; Columbidae. Gene Ontology annotation, biological process: macroautophagy. The record is from RefSeq and is a predicted model, not a curated record.